Molecule: messenger RNA, 2260 nt
Organism: Epinephelus moara (kelp grouper)
Lineage: Eukaryota; Metazoa; Chordata; Actinopteri; Perciformes; Serranidae
Gene: hsf1
Product: heat shock transcription factor 1
Exons: 14
Coding region: 286-1812 (508 amino acids)
Biological process (GO): regulation of DNA-templated transcription
Molecular function (GO): DNA-binding transcription factor activity; DNA binding
Source: RefSeq, a predicted model, not a curated record
GCUUCGUUGCUACCCCUACGUCACCACGGCGCGACAGCAAUCUCGUUACGCAGUUGUCUGAGUGGUUAGAUUUCUUGUGUUUUUGGUUUUUAGUUGAAUAAAACCCGGUUAUAACGGACCAUCUGAGGACCAACAGAGACCGGCAGAGUCCAGGACCCGGACCAGUCCUGUGUGACCACGAUCAGACCGCAGUCCGGACCCGUGGCGCACUUUGUUUGGCUCUACAGCUAACUGUUAGCAUCGUUAGCUCCGAUUAGCGGUGUGUGUUUGAUUUGUGUCUCACCGAUGGAGUAUCCCGGUGGAGGAGGGGGUGCGGUGCUGGGCGGCGGUAACGUCCCGGCCUUCCUCACCAAACUGUGGACCCUGGUGGAGGACCCGGACACCGACCCACUCAUCUGCUGGAGCCCGAAAACUCAGAGUUUGAUCUCAGGCCCAACAAACUCAGAGACUCUGAACAACACACCUGUACACACACUGUUCAUAACUGUUAACCUGCUGACUUGUUCUGGUUUCCAUGGUAACAGUAUGUUUCUCUCUGUGGCUCAGGUGUCAUCUGUGCGUCAGGAGGAAGUGAAGGUGUCAGCAGAGGAUGUGAACAAGAUCCUGAGCGAUGUCCAGCUGAUGAAGGGGAAACAGGAAACCAUUGACUCGAGGAUUAUCACCAUGAAACAUGAGAACGAGGCUCUGUGGAGAGAAGUGGCCAGUCUGAGACAGAAACACGCUCAGCAACAGAAGGUCGUCAACAAGUUGAUCCAGUUCCUGGUGUCUCUGGUUCAGUCCAACAGGAUGUUGGGAGUCAAGAGAAAACUACCUCUGAUGCUCAAUGACUCUAGCUCCGCCCACUCCAUGCCCAAAUACAGUCGACCGCUCUCAUUGGAGCACAUGCAGGCUGCAGCCAGUCUGUUCUCCGCAGACGCUGCGCUGACCUCUGGACCAAUCAUCUCUGACAUCACAGACCUGACCACGCCCCCAGCUGACAGUGUCAUCAGUGAUUGGACGGAUGCAGGAGACAGUCAAUCAGUGAAUGUCAAAGAGGAGCCCUCCAGUCCUGAGGUGGAGGUGUGUCCUGUUCUGGAGGGUGUGACUACACCAGUGGACACGCCUCUCUCCCCCACCACUUUCAUCAACUCCAUCCUACAGGACAACGAGAUGCCAAUUAACACCUCCACCCCCACCACACCUCCAACAGUAAGUCCCAUUGUUGUGAUAAGCUCUGCCUCCACCGGGCCACUCCCUGCAGCUCCAGCCAGCCAAUCACCUGCGUCCGUUCCCACCUCUAAUUCCGCUCCAACCAAACCUCUGCAGAAAUGUCAGACCGUUGCCUGUAUCGACAGACCCCGCCCCCCUCCCUCUGCAGGUGGAUUCUCACCUGACGUUUGGCGCCUCGUGUCAACACGAGCUGACAAGUCUGAACUGUCCAGUCACGUCGACAGUAUCGACAGCAGUCUAGAAAACCUGCAGAGCAUCCUGAACACGCAAGCCUUCACCUUCGACACGUCUCCGCUCAUGGAGUUCUUCAGUACCUCCUGUCCCUCCGGAGACUUUGACCUUGACAGUCUGGACUCUCUGCUGUCUGAAGACGUUCCCAAUGGAGAUGACGGAAACACAAAUGCCACCAACGCAGGGAAGCAGCUGGUGCAGUAUACUGCCACACCGGCGCUGAUGUCCGAACCAGCAGGCUCAGGUGAGGGCGGGGCCGACCUGCCCUCCCUGCUGGAGCUGGAGGCGGAGCCUUUCUUCGGCUCUGAACUGCCCACUGACGACCCCGAUGCCGCUCUGCUAAGCCACACCCAUCUGAACUCUGAUCUCUGACAUCACUGGGAGGGGGCGGGGCGUGGAAUGUGACUGAGCAGUGACUCAGCAGCAGCAAUAGAUGAUGAUGAUGAUGAUGAUGAAGUCAAUCGAUCAGCUGUAGAUCAAUCAGUAGAUCAAAAGUCAUGUUUUUAUUCUUCUCUUUCUGUUUUUAUUUUAUUAGGUCUACAUUCUUCUUCGCUGCUUUGAGUAAACGCUGUCCUCAGAGAGCCAGGCUGUGACGUCACAGCCCAGGUGUUCUCUGCACUGUGCAUGCUGAUGUCUUUGAUUUCAUGUGUAAAAUAUAAACAAAUAAACAAACAUAUUUUUGGAGAGUUUAUUAUUGAUGAGUCGUGUUGACUCAGCAGUGACCCCUGUUACCAUGGAGAUGACCUGGAAGCAGACAGACAUGUAUUGAUCAGCUGUGAUGUCAUUGAUCCACAUUAAACACAGUUUGUUUCUUAGUGUC